Messenger RNA from Peniophora sp. CBMAI 1063, 1014 nucleotides. NCBI's taxonomy places the organism in Eukaryota, Fungi, Basidiomycota, Agaricomycetes, Russulales, Peniophoraceae. The record is from the annotation of a GenBank genome assembly.
AUGUCCGGAAGUAAGGCUUCGCAAGCCUUUGGCGGCUUCUCAACGCUUCCCGUCGCGUAUGCAUCCUCGGAGCACAUCAUCUAUCUGCGCGCGCAGGCGGGCGCUGCCAAGGGGAAGAGUGCUAUUUCUUGGCCAGAGGACAGGACAAUGUUUAUGGUCAAUCUACCGCCGGAUGCUACAGAGCGAGAACUUGUACUGCUCUUCAAAUCUUGCGGAACUGUCGAGCGCGUGGUCUUCGACUCUGACGAGAAUCGGGGACUUGCCGACGAAGAGGGGUUGAGCGACGAAGAGGAGGGGAUGGACGAGGACGAGGAUUCGGACGAGGAGCAGCCCCGCAAAAGGCGAAAGGUGGCGCAAGGAGACGAUACGCCCCGGCCGCCCAAAGUCGUACCUUUACCCGCUUUGGGCACUCGCAGGCUGCGCCGAACAGGACAUACUGCACACGUCAUCUUUCUGGACGCCUCUUCUUGCGAACGUGCUCUUGCUCUGUCACCCUCGACAUCGUCUUGCAAGAAAGCGACUACGCAAAGCCGUCCAUGGCCGACAGAUGACCUUGCGCCGUCCGGAAUUGCCCAUUACACGACACUAUAUGACGCCCUUCGACCGCCACUCGACGUUGUACUUGCUCACGCGAAUACAUCUGUUGAGCUCUUCGAUUACCAACAGGCUGAGAAAAAACGCGCCUUCCAACGCGAGUCGAAGUACCGCAAGGGCGAAGCGAUUGUCGACGAAGAUGGGUUCACGCUCGUUACGCGCGGCGGUGCAUACGGAAAAGCUGUCGGUGGUGGUGUGGGGGUUGCAAGCAAAAAGUUUACGCUUGCGCGGGGACGGAAGGCAGCCCAUGGUGAAGGUCGGAAACGGAAGCAUAAGGACGAGAAGGAGAAAGACGCUUUCUAUGCUUUCCAGGUUCACGAGAAAAAGCGCAAAGCGCUCAUGGACCUCAAGGAGAAAUGGGAGCAAGACAAAGCGGCGGUAGAGAAGUUAAGGGCUUCGCGCAAAUUCAAACCCUAUUGA